CGAUUGCUCCUCAGAGCCACAAUCUGUUGUCUUUAGUGAAGAAUACUUCCAAGGAAGCGGAUCAUACAUUUAAUGCCCACGAAGUUACUAUCCGAAUCUGCUCGAGCAUCUGGGAAGGCGUUAUCUGUCUAUUCCUUGAAGGAACACAGUGUUCCACCAUGGCUGCCCAACAAUCAGUGAAAGCAUUGUACCGUCGCUCGCUGAAGCUUGCGCUUGAUUGGUCUGUACAUAGAUAUGUAUGGCGAGGUCAAGCAGUUUAUAUCCGCUCCCUAUUUGAAGCCAACAAGGACGUCCGUGACCCACGGCAACAAAAGGAACUGCUUUGGGAAACUGAAAAGGUCCUGGAGAAGUGGAAACAUCCCGACUCUUAUCGACCACCAACCGCACCCGGUGGUUCUAAAUACGAGCGAAACAUCCCCGCUCCGAUCUUGGACCCUCCUCCAAAAAUGUUGCUGUAAACGUAGGGGAAAUCUUUUUAUUCCAAUUGAGGGCGUAUUCACUUUGGUGGACUGGCAGCAAUCGCAAUAUCAAUCUGCCGGAUCUUUAGAUGCCCUAAGAAGCAUUACUCAAUGACAGUAACUGGUGAGAAAGCCAACCAGGCUGAUGGGCAAACCGCGAU
This is a messenger RNA of Xylona heveae TC161, 619 nucleotides long. RefSeq lists its product as hypothetical. Lineage: Eukaryota; Fungi; Ascomycota; Xylonomycetes; Xylonales; Xylonaceae. Gene Ontology annotation, biological process: mitochondrial electron transport, NADH to ubiquinone. The transcript has 6 exons. The record is from RefSeq and is a predicted model, not a curated record. Bases 159 to 458 code for a protein of 99 amino acids.